This is a messenger RNA of Notodromas monacha, 4978 nucleotides long. Lineage: Eukaryota; Metazoa; Arthropoda; Ostracoda; Podocopida; Cyprididae. The record is from the annotation of a GenBank genome assembly.
UAAAAGUGGUGUUGUUUGUGCGUAACUUUCUUGAGGCGUGAGAUGUGGUGGCUGCUGGCGACUGCUUCAGAUUUCGUGCCGAUGAAAACUAUGUAGAGGGUUGGUGUCAAAAGCAACCGAAGCAAACAGAAGCAGAGGAUGGUAUUCUUCAGGAAACAUGUGCCAUCCUGCAUGCUUCCCGUUGUGAUUUUCGCAUUCCAGUUCUUCUGUCCAGUCGAAUCUGGGAUUCGAUUGAGCAAGUCGGUUGGCUAUUACGAAAUUCUUUCGUACCCUCCGGAACCUGUGCACGAACAACAUCAUCGGGUCAAGCGUUCUCAGCAACCUGAAGUUGAAACCGUUGAAAUUGAUUUCAACAGUCACGGGAAAGACUUCCGGUUGCGACUGAGGCGAGAUACUACGACCUUCACCGACAGCUAUCGGCAACGGACAAGUGCUGAUGAAGAGGAUGCUACCAUUGAUCUGACUCAUUUGUACAGCGGUUAUUUAAAAGAUGUGCCCGGUUCCACUGUGUACGGUUCUGUGUGGGAUGGCGUUUUCGAAGGUAACAUUGAAACGCCUGAAGACGGGACGUAUUUCAUAGAACGUGCUACGAAGCAUUGGAAUAAAGAUAGUCGGAUAUUCUUCCUCGACAACGCUGACGUCGACGAGAAUGCUGCAACUCUGGAACUCCGAAGUGAUGGUGUUGGAGCAGCAGAGGAAAGCUUUCCGAUGCGCGAUAAAUUUCAUUCGGUGAUUUACCACGAGGACCAAGUGUCCAGUGUCCCUUUGGGGAAGAACGAUGGUAAAAAAUUUGGUUCCUGCGCACUGAAUGAUGAUACCGUUGAAAACUGGAUGCAUGAAGUAGAGCGAUCUGUUGAGAUCGAUCAACCCGUUGAAGUUUCCAAGUCUUCCAUUUCGUCAAAUGCAUUGGACCUCAAUCUAAAAAGAAUCAAACGUUCACCGCAAUCAUCAGCUAGUCGGCAAUAUUCGACUAACGGCAACAAUCGAAGAACAAGUUAUCCUAGUCAGCAACGCUCCGGAAACAAUGGUAGCGGUGUGGGGAGUGGAAAUGGAAGUGGAACGUGCGAAAUGUUUAUCCGCACUGAUCCGAUGUUAUACAAGUAUUUUCACAAAACGGAAGGGAUUCCUGAGGAUCGUGUGCAAGAAGAAAUUGCAUCCCUUGUGCAGCAGUUGAUAAAGGCAGUGUCGAAUAUUUAUUCAAAUACGAAAUUCAAUAUGGGGCGCUACAACCACUCCGGAAUAACCUUUGCUGUGCAACGGUUGCGGGUUGAUAAUUAUACAAAGGACUGUGUGGAGGAUCGGAGAGGCAGUGCCAAGCCGAAGAAUAUAUUUUGCAGCCCGAGCAUCGACGUCACGAAUUUUCUAACGUUUUUCUCGCAUGAGAACCACGAUGCGUUCUGUCUGGCGUUCAUGUUGACGUGUCGAGACUUCAGUGACGGCACACUGGGACUCGCCUGGGUUGCUUCCCCAUCCCGAGGAAACAAAGGCGGAGUUUGUGAAAGGAGGGGACGAAUAACUGGUCAUGACCAGGAACUAAGUCUGAAUACCGGCGUGGUGACGUUUCUGAAUUACAAUUCCAAAGUCACCAUAAAAGUAUCUCAGCUAACGUUGGCGCACGAAAUUGGACACAACUUUGGAGCUGCCUCCGUUUUUCUUAGAACACGAGUCAUAAUCCGUUGCGAGAGUAAACAUUUGAGUCAUUUUUCGCAGCACGAUCCGGACAGCAUGCGUCAGUGCAUUCCGGGGCCGGAAGAUGGCGGGAAUUAUAUUAUGUACCGUCACGCAACAAAAGGAACUUCCGCCAAUAACAGACGUUUCUCACCGUGUUCUGUGAGAAAUAUAUCUCUGGUUCUGGAUGCCAUCUACCAAAGCACCCAAGUUGAUAAUGGGAAAUAUUAUUGCUUCAAAGCAUCAAAUCUGACGUUCUGUGGGAAUCGUAUGGUUGAAGAGCACGAGGAAUGCGAUUGCGGUUUUGACGAUCACGAGUGUCGAGACGAUAAGUGCUGCCACCCGCGGAUCGGCUCAGACGGGAAACAGCACAAAUUGGCGUGCAAACUCGUACACGGUCCAGACUCGUGCAGCCCAAGCCAAGGUCCAUGUUGCCGAGGUAGCGAGUGCUCUGUCAUAAAACUUCAAGAGGAGGUUGAAUGCGCCAAAGAGUCUGAGUGCAAAGAACGCAGCAAAUGCGACGGACUAAGUCCCAAGUGUCCUCGUGCGUCUUCCAAACAGGAAUUGACCGAGUGCAAUCAUAGAACUCAAGUAUGCAUGAAUGGCGAGUGUAACGGAGCGUAUUGCAUGAAAUGGAAUCUCCAGGAAUGCUUCCUGACAUCAUCGAAAGUUCAAGACAAGCGGAAGCUCUGCGAGUUGGCGUGUCAGUUGAAGGGACGCCCUGAAACGUGCACUUCAACCUCCAGAUUGUAUGCUGCAAUUGCUGGGCGUGACAUUGACCUGUCGACAAAUGAGGUCCAAGUGGACAAUAUUGCCCCCGAGCUAUUGGAGCAGUUUACCAAGUCGUUGAACUUCAAUGCGACCGAACCCCUGAGGACUAUUCAUUUGAUGCCGGGAUCAGCCUGUGAUAAUUAUCAGGGAUAUUGUGAUGUUUUCCAAAAAUGCCGCGCAGUUGACGAGGAAGGCCCAUUGUUGCGUAUCAAGCGGCUCUUCUUUGGAAAAGAGACGCUCAAGACAAUUCAAGAAUGGAUUACUGAGCGGUGGUGGGCUGUUGUGCUGAUUGCUGUUGGGUUGAUCGUGACCAUGGCCGGGCUGAUCAAGUGCUGUGCCGUCCACACACCAUCUUCUAACCCGAAACGGCCGCGGGCCCGUCGACUUCAGGACACAUUCUACUACGUGCCGAUGACGACGGCUCGUCGAGUCGGCUCAGCAGCCUCAUCCACGCUACGUCGCGUGCGUCAUCAUCAUCACCACCACCAUCCUGUACAGCAAGUACGAGUCCCAGGUUACGCCGCUCCUAAUGUGCACUUGGAGCUGAUGCCAGGCGGUGGACGUCGCGGAAGAAAUGGCCGCGGGGCGGCGAUGUCGGAUGCCGAGGCGGAAAUUAGUCUCGCGCCGCCGUCGUCGGCGUCGUCGCAACCUCCACGAGGUCGCGGACGCCGCGAAGUUGGGAACGGAGGAGGCGGAAUGCUCGUGGCAAUACCGCCGCCUGCUGCCGGUCUGCCCAAAGCCGGCAAACGCGGAUCUCGGCCCAGUAACAGGGAAUUCAGCUUGGUCCAGGGCCCAAGUCAAGGUAAACCAGUGAAAGGGCGAAAGAAGUGAGGAACACCAGUACCGAAAUUCUUCCUCCCGCGUUCAGUCGUGUUAGACUGCUUUUUUUGUAUCGUGCGAGUGAUGUACAAAAGAUACGUGUUUUGCAGUUUCCUCCGUGAAUGGUCUCGCGGAUUUUCGGCGUGAUGCUCUACUUCUGAAUCCUGGAGCUUAAAGCCUAACAACUGCGGAUAAAUUUCCUGAAUAAGUAGUUGCUGCAUCUAAUUUCGCUCCAGAGGUUUUUUUCCCCCCUCCGAACCGUUUUGUAGUUCUGUGUUGACGGAGAACGUAGAUUAUGGUCCUGUCGCUGGAGCUAGGAAAGGGUGCAACAAAAUUAUGGGUCGCGAUCUCCUCGGAAGUCCGUGAGACCAUUUGAACUGGGUACUCAUAAAUCGCGUCGGGAUUUCGACGUCCGGUUUUUUUUAUCGAAGAUAAUUGAUUAUUAGGACAUACUGCCAUGUCGAGAAGAAAACAAAAUUAUUGUCAUUUUCCCACGAAGAGAUAAGUGAGAAGUUAGUGUGAAGAAGAGUCUCGUUUAUCUUAGAGUUGAGAGUUUUAUCGCUGCUGUGAAGCCAAAAGCGCGAAGAAGCACUCAUCGGAUCAGUUGGUGGAAGAGAGGCUAAUGAAUUAAAUUCGUUUGAUCAUUUUUGUGUUUCGCUAAUUGAAAAGGGCGACUUAUUUUAUUCAUUUAUGUUUUGGAUGCUUUCACGUGCGUAGGUGAAUUGCUUUCAUUCAAUCGGUGAGAUAAGAUUUCGAGACUUAUUAAUUGCAGUGCUCCUGUCCAAAGCUGUUUUUCAAUUUGCUGAUUUUGUGGGUCUGUGGACGAUUGAUUGAUAGAUCAAUCUGUUCUUCAAUAUAUGUUCGGAAGAUUUUUUGAGUGUUUUCAUGGUGAUCUCUGAUUUGAUGAGGAGGGAAGAAAUUUUGAAACUUGAGAAAAUCAAAAAAACAUACUGGCUCGAUGGUACUUACGGAAAAGCAAUCGUUCAUCUGAUUUAUUCGCGUAUAAUGAGAAAAGGUCGUAUAUAUGACAUCGUCUUUUUUACGAUUGACUGCAUUCCUUGAGGAAGAAUUUGUCAUUUCUUGUGGAAUCUUUGCAAUUGCAUUUACCAAAGAAUUACAUAAGACCGAACCCUCAUUUGUUUCUCCUCCAGUGAAGCAGACGGACAGUGAUGUUCGCAAGACAUAUUUUAAACUAUAAACCAAGAUUGGAAAUCAUAUUCCUUAUCUUCUGUGGCUGGCAUAUUUUUCAAGCAAUUCAUGCUUUGAGUUUCCGAGGAUGUUCGGGGGCCGAAGGGAGGCAAAUUGGGAGUAUCGCAGCUUUACGGGAGAUUUAAUCGUUUUUCCGCAUGCAUGUUCCUGCUUUUUUUAUUUAUGGGAGAAAAGCAACGAAAUGGCGGCAUUUGUUUUUCCGAGUUUUGUGCUUCGAUUGCCGGGAAGAAUUUUUGGUCGCAUUUUCUUUCAUUUUUGGUCGUGAAUUUUAUGUAAUGCGAAUCUCCGUACAGUGAGAAAGGAUUAGGUGGUUCUUCCGAAGAUGGUGUGAUUUCUGCGAAGAUGUUUCCUCUUGCGUUUAUCCGACUUUAAAAAGGCAUCCCCCGUUUUUCAUUCCGUGCGUAGAGAAAUCGUGUUUUCUUUCGGCUCACGCACAUUAUUGGCAGUGUCUGGAAAAAACAUUUUUGAGUGAUGGGACAUCAAUGAAGAAUGUGCUGUUUUUUAUAUCGAA